AUGCCGGAUUUUAUCUGGCCGGCCCCCAUCAAACCCAUCAUUAGCGAGCAGCUACCGGCUACCCCGAAGCUAACGCAUCCUCGCAUACGCCGCCUUUGGGGGUAUCUACACUACUACCUGAGAUCAUUCUCUGAAACGUAUUGCGGCUGGGUUGGCAUUCCUUAUGACAACCAAAUUGCUCAGCUUCCCUUCGGCCUGAUCCUAAAAUGGUCCGAUGGCACGCGCUUAGAAGAAGUCGCGACUAUGCAAGUUGCAAGAAAGGCAGGAUUGCCAGUUCCAAAGGUAAUUUGCUACGGAGAACACCCAGAUUCUCCACACGCACCUAUUUCGAUUCUUAUGACUAGGUUACCUGGUAGCGAACUAGGCCGGGCUUAUAAAACGCUUAGUGAAAGUGAUAGAAACUCUAUCUUUGAAGAGUUAGAGGGUUAUUUGGAGGCGAUAAGGAAGUGGAAAAACCCAUGGGGAGUGUCCGCGUUCCUAAUCACUACGCUGGUCCAAGAUGGACACAUCACUGGCUUUCUGGAUUGGGAAUCAUCUGGCUGGUAUCCUGAGUACUGGGAGUUCACCACGGCUCUAAAAGCUACCCGGAAGGCUUUUUGGUGGUAUGAUUUCGUUAUACGCCUUGGAGGGGACGCAUAUGAGACUGAAUUGGAUUGUGAACGCGCAUUGACCUCUCUAACCAGUGGCUCUUAUUACUGGUGA
Messenger RNA from Talaromyces rugulosus, 702 nucleotides. RefSeq lists its product as uncharacterized. The record is from RefSeq and is a predicted model, not a curated record. Lineage: Eukaryota; Fungi; Ascomycota; Eurotiomycetes; Eurotiales; Trichocomaceae. The coding region runs from base 1 to 702 and encodes 233 amino acids. The transcript is spliced from 2 exons.